Photinus pyralis (common eastern firefly) is the source of this 3918-nucleotide messenger RNA. RefSeq lists its product as uncharacterized. Gene Ontology annotation, biological process: DNA integration. NCBI's taxonomy places the organism in Eukaryota, Metazoa, Arthropoda, Insecta, Coleoptera, Lampyridae. Gene Ontology annotation, molecular function: nucleic acid binding; zinc ion binding. The transcript is spliced from 2 exons. The record is from RefSeq and is a predicted model, not a curated record. The coding region runs from base 1 to 3918 and encodes 1305 amino acids.
AUGGCUACCAUCGGGAUGGUCGAACCGUUCGAUACGGAACACCCGGAAAAUUGGAACGCCUACGCGGAAAGGGUUGACUUCUUCCUCGAGGCCAACGGGAUCACCACCGAUGGCGACAAAAGGGCUGCGUUCCUAAGCAUUUGCGGUCCUACCACGAUCGCUGGUGCAACCACAGCAAAAAUUGUGUGCCGGUUCAAGUUCCAUCAGCGGCGCCAGCAACCCGGGGAGGGUAUGGCGAAGUUUAUAAACGCACUACGCAAUCUGGGAGAGGGCUGCAAUUUUGGCUCUGUGUUAAAUGACAUGAUCCGCGACCGCAUCGUGUGCGGAGUGGUCGAGGAAUCCCUGCAACAGCGACUCUUGGCAAAGGAAACCCUUACCUUGGAUGUGGCGCAAGCAACAGCUUUGGCAUUCGAAGCAGCUGCAAGGAAUGUGUCGGACCUGCGAGGAACUCCUGACGGCUUUCUAAAGAAAAUAGAUAAUCGGAAGGAAAUGACAAAGUUAUGUUUUCGGUGUGACGAAUCGCAUUCAUCGGAAACAUGCAGGUUUAAAACAGCGGUGUGCCGUUUUUGUGGAAAGAUGGGGCAUAUCGAGAGGGCAUGUUUGAGGAAGAAACGGAACAGGGGUAGUAAGCGGUCCGAGCAGGUGAAAGCAGUGGCGUCUGACAACGAUUCUGGUCGACAAAAUGAGAGUGACAGUGAAGAGGGAACCGAGUAUUCUAUUCACAGAGUAUCCCCAGGAGAUCCUGGUAAGCUACAAGUUAAGUUGUUACUUAAUAGUACUGCAUGCUGUUUGGAAGUCGACAGUGGCGCGGCUUAUACCGUCAUUAGUGCCAGCUGUUUCAAUUCAUUACGAAGGAAGCCCAACUUAGAACGGAACACAAUCAUAUUACGGGACUAUCAGGGCAAUAUGAUUGAGACACUGGGGACGGGGUACGUACGUGUCGAAUACAAAAACGUGCACAAAACUCUUCCUGUGAUCGUAAUUAAGGGAACGCGCGUGGUGAAUCUUUUGGGGCGAAACUGGUUUGAGCCAUUGAACAUUAAUGUGUCUGGGAUUAACCAAGUGCACAACGCGGUACUUAAUAACGUGAUUCAAACUGAACUAGAAAGCGAAUUCGCGGAAGUGUUUGACGGGACUUUGGGCGUGUUCCGAGGCCCUCCAAUUAGCCUCAAUUUACCACGAGAUGUCAAUCCCAUUGUGUGUAAGGUACGAAAGGUCCCAUUCGCAUUACGACCUCUGAUUGAGGAUGAGCUGGAUCGCCUACAGCAGCAAGGAGUUAUUGAACCUGUGACGCACCCCAGAUGGGCCACGCCCAUAGUUCCGGUGGUUAAGGCAUCGAAUGAGAUCCGGUUGUGCGCCGAUUAUCGUAUAACUGUGAACAAGGUGUUGCGACCAGAGACCUACCCCAUUCCGAACGUGCAGGAUAUGCUGGCCAACCUAGCUGGAGGUCGUGUUUUCGCAAAACUUGAUUUGACACAGGCAUACCAACAGCUGACUGUCGAUGACGAAGCCGCCGAGGCACAAACUAUAAUCACACAUAAGGGGGCGUUCCGGGUGAAACGUUUGCAAUUUGGGAUUAGCAAUGCACCACAAAUCUUUCAGCAGCUAAUAGAUCAGAGGCUGCAAGGCAUACCAGGGGUCAUGCCCUAUUUUGACGACAUUCUGGUGGUUGCUAAGGAUGAGGCACAGCUGUUAGGACGAUUGCGGGAAGUUCUGACCAGAUUUAGAGAAGACGGCCUUAAGCUGAAGAAGGCAAAAUGUGUAUUCAACGUACAUGAAAUCGAAUUCCUGGGUCAUAAGAUUAGUUCCAGAGGACUAGAGCCAGCAGAGGAAAAAAUUCAAGCGAUCAUUCGAGCACCGGCCCCAAGUAAUGUUACGGAACUGCAAGCCUUCUUGGGAUUGGUCAAUUUCUAUGGGCCAUUCCUCGAAUCGAAAGCAACAAUAGCGGAGCCACUGCAUAAGUUACUGCAUAAAAAUGUAACAUUUAGAUGGGGAAGAGACGAAGCACAGGCAUUUGGGCGUGUUAAGUCGCUAUUAACGAAAAAACCCAUUUUAUGCCAUUACCAUGAAGGUAGGAAACUAAUCUUAACCGUAGAUGCGAGUUCGUUUGGAGUAGGCAUGGUUCUCAGUCAGCCGCAGGAAAACGGAAGGGAGGCGCCCAUCGCAUUCCAUAGCCGUACGUUGUCAAAGCCGGAAAGAAACUUUGCCCAGGUGGAUAAAGAAGCGUUAGCCAUCAUGGUGGGAGUUACGAAAUUCCACAACUACAUAUUCGGACGGAAGGUUGAAAUUCGAACAGACCAUAAGCCCUUGCUGGGAAUCCUGGGAGAGAAUAAGCAUUGCCCAAACGAAAUAUCGCCUCGCAUGCUGCGCUGGAGGUACAAUUUGAGCGCAUACGAUUACAAUUUGGUCCAUGUAGCGGGUAAGAAAAUUCCACAUGCUGAUGCCUUGUGUAGGCUUCCGCUACCGACAACUCGAGAAGAUGUUCCGAGAUGCGCGGAUGUCCUGAUGUUUGAGUGUGUGGAAGAAUCUCCAGUAUCUGCCCAAGAUGUAGCUAGACAAACUGCUAAGGAUCCCGUCUUAGCUCGUGUAAGAGAUUUUGCAUUAAGUGGAUGGCCCACAUCGCUAAGGGACCUGCAAUCUGAUAUUAAGCCAUACUGGACGCGGCGGAAUGAUAUCACGUCGUAUAGGAAUUGCCUGUUGACUGGAACCCGUGUCAUUAUUCCGCCGGGAGAGAGAAAAAGGAUUCUGCAGGUGUUGCACGAGGCUCACCCAGGGAUCAUUCGCAUGAAGGCGCUGGCAAGAAGUUAUGUAUGGUGGCCAGGAGUGGACUCGGACAUCGAGGAUUUUGUUGCCAAAUGCGAAAUAUGCCAGCAACACAGACAUAUGCCACCCAAGGCUCCCAUUCACCCUUGGGAGUUCGCAAGGGAACCAUGGCAGCGCAUUCACGUGGACCAUGCCGGCCCAGUGAACGGGAACUAUUUUCUCCUGGUUGUUGACUCGUACAGCAAGUGGUUAGAGAUGAGACGAGUCCCUUCCCUUUCAUCGACAACCACCAUCCAAGUAUUACGGGAGAUAUUUGCGACACAUGGGCUGCCGGACGUCAUAGUCAGCGAUAACGGCACAGCAUUCACGUCUGAAGAAUUCAAGCUUUUCGCUAAGAAGAAUGGAUGCCGAGCAGUGAAUGUGGCCCCGUAUAAGCCAUCAUCAAAUGGGCAGGCAGAGAGGAUGGUGCAAUUUGCGAAAGACUCGCUGAAGAAGAUGGGCAAAGGGGACGUGGAGACCAGGAUCUCUCGAUUCUUAUUGGCCCAACACGCGACGCCGUGCACAACAACAGGACAAUCACCUGCCGAAUUAUUGAUGGGCCGGAGGAUCACCACUGCACUGGAUCGCAUUAAACCCAGCUUGACCACGGAGAUGGAUCAGAAAAGGGACCAGUUGUUAGGGACAGAAGUGCGAAGCUUCAAGGAAGGACAACAUGUAGGUGUUCGUAGUUACGUGCCGGGAGACAAGUGGAUUCCAGCCCAGGUUAUGCAGAAAACAGGACCAGUGUCAUACAAAGUACAGACUCCGGAGGGGAAGUUGUUGCAUCGGCACAGCAACCAAAUGGUUACACGUCCCAUCGAACAAGAAGUCCCCGGGAUAGAAACAUCUUCAGAAACAGAUGAAGACGAACAAGAAGCCAUUCCGGAACGGGCAGAGCAACCUAUGGCAUCGCCAGAAGGUUCUCUUAGAGCGAAACUCCCAUCACCAGAAGGAGGAACCACGCCACGUCCCAGCACACCACGGCCUGAGCGGAAUCGCCGACCACCAAGGCACUUACAAGACUAUGAGUGUGCGUACGUAAAGGGGGAGGAGUGUUGUGUACGCACGGGAGACGCUGGCCGGUACGCCACUGGACAGGAGUGGCAGAGACGCUAG